Microplitis mediator is the source of this 1179-nucleotide messenger RNA. It is a transcript of the gene maf-S, whose product is annotated as transcription factor MafG. The record is from RefSeq and is a predicted model, not a curated record. Gene Ontology annotation, cellular component: nucleus. The transcript has 2 exons. Gene Ontology annotation, molecular function: RNA polymerase II cis-regulatory region sequence-specific DNA binding; DNA-binding transcription factor activity, RNA polymerase II-specific. Gene Ontology annotation, biological process: regulation of transcription by RNA polymerase II. NCBI's taxonomy places the organism in Eukaryota, Metazoa, Arthropoda, Insecta, Hymenoptera, Braconidae. The coding region runs from base 590 to 982 and encodes 130 amino acids.
CGUUAUUCGUUCCUCCGUUUAUACUAACCUCUCGUUAUACGUUACCCGCGUUUAUUCAAACGUAUCAUUGUCCGUUCCUACGUUUAUACAAAUGUUUCGUUUUCCGUUCUUACGUUUAUACAAACGUUUCAUUAUCCAUUCCUCCGUUUCUACAAACCUCACAUUAGCCGUUCCGCUCAUUGUACACAUCUCACGUUAUUCGUUCCUCCGUUUAUACUAACCUCUCGUUAUACGUUACAUCACGUUAUUCAUUCCUACGUUUAUUCGAACCUAACUUUUAUCGGUCCUUCGUUUAUUCGUACGGGUCGCUACACACUAUUACUUUUGGUGCAAGUGUGCGUUUCUACGUAACCUCCGUUCGGCACAAGUCGUGGCACCCGAUGAUGAUCAACAUGUGUUUGAAAAUAUAUGUGUAUGUAUGAGUUGGGUGAUAGAUAAAAUCCAAACCAACACAGACACAAACUUUUGCUGGCUGACGCCGAUAUACAGUAUCCUGUUGUAGAAUGAUUCAGCAAUAUUAUUAUAAAGACGAAAAACGGAAAGAAAAGGCUUUCCUUCUUUGCUGUGGCAUCGUAACGUGAUCCUUAAAAUGGAUGGAAGACGCUCCGUUAAAAUGGAUCCAAUUUCUCCAAGUCCUUGUUUGGAUAUCAGUGAUGAUGAACUCGUGACGAUAUCAGUACGUGAUUUAAAUCGUCAACUUAAAUUACGUGGAUUGUCCCGUGAUGAAAUCGUACGCAUGAAACAACGUAGAAGAACAUUAAAAAAUCGUGGCUACGCUGCAAGUUGUCGUACUAAAAGACUCGAGCAAAAAGACGAAUUAGAGACCGAAAAAACCCAAGAGAUUCGUGAUAUGGAAUUGAUGCAAGAGAAUAAUGAGUUAAUGCGAACAGAAAUUCAGUCUUGGCAUGCUAAAUAUUUAGCAUUAAAAAAAUUUGCCGCUGAAAGGAAAAUUAUUAUUCCUCAUGAAUUAGAAACAAUAUAAUUUUACUUAUCUUGCAAUAUAAUAAUAAUGUAUAAGUUAUUCAUCUCAUAUAUUUACGUAAUUACUCAUCAUUUAAAGUAAAACCUAGUCCAGUUAAAUCAUAAACUUAAAACUAUAAUUAAACCACAUGCUUUAAAGGUAAACGGGCGUAAAUUUAUGUAAUAAAUUUAAAUAUAAUAAACGUUUUAUUAAAAAUA